AUGAACUCGAUGGAAAAUAGUGUUUCUUCACAGGACAUGGAAGGCGAAUUUGAGGUAAGUUUUUGAACUUUUUCAUUCGAUUUUUAGGUUUAAAACGGUUUAUUUUGAACAAAACUAAAUGGUAAAUGCAAAAAUGUCCUAUGAGACUAAAAUUUGUAAAAGAAACUAUGCUAUGAUCUAAAUUUGUUUAAAACGUUUGUGGUUCUAAUGAAUAAAGACUUGUCGGUUUUUUGAUAUGCAUCUCUUAUUAUUUUUAGCUACUAGACGUAAAGAAAGCGAUGGGGAACAACCAUGCCAGCUUGGCCACACCUUAUAUGACGUCCGAGGCUUCUAACUAUCAGUUGAGAGCGAUUGUCAAGUUAAUUGAAUCAAAUUUGGCUCAAGAGAAGGGUAUGUUUUGAAGCUUUGCUUGUGCUUCUUCGAAUUUAGAUUCAAAAUGGACUUAUUAUUGUUUAGGGGUUUAUGCAUCUGCUACAUAAAACAUCUUCUUCUUAACGUAUUUUGUUUUUGACACCUAAAAGUAUUAUUUUUUAUAGGUUUACUUCAAUCAUAUCGGUAAAUCAACUUUAACUCAUUGGUAGAUCAACUUUUAUGUCUAAUUUUCAGAUUCAAAAUCACCAGAACAAAUAAAGCAUGAAAUCGAAAACUUGACAAUCAAAUCAACAAAGGAAAGAAUGAUAAACGAGCAGUUAAAGGCCGAGAUCCAAACUAUUAUACAACAAAAUGGCAAUGUGGUCAAUCAGAUCAAAAACGACCGACGAAAAAUUGAUGGACAUUGUGAAAAAGUGAAUGGAGAAUUCUAUGCCAAAGAAUAUAAACACAAAUUGGCUGGAGCGUAAGUUCUGUCAUUUUUAAAGUAUUUUAAACAGGUUUUGCGACCUAUGGGUUCAAAAUGACAUUCUUUGUUUUAAAGUAAUGUUAACUCAUAUUUUUAAAUGUUUUAACCGGAUUUAUACUUAAUAUUUCAUUUUCAGUGAAUUGGAUGUUAUGCUGGAACAUGAAAAGUCGAAGAACGAAAACUUGAAAGCUAGGCAAGAGUUUUUACAGAAGAGAUUAGAAGCGUUGAAGAAACAGAAGCCGGUUUGA
Molecule: messenger RNA, 1086 nt
Organism: Bursaphelenchus okinawaensis
Lineage: Eukaryota; Metazoa; Nematoda; Chromadorea; Rhabditida; Aphelenchoididae
Source: the annotation of a GenBank genome assembly